This is a messenger RNA of Rhea pennata, 369 nucleotides long. RefSeq names its product family with sequence similarity 237 member B (gene FAM237B). The record is from RefSeq and is a predicted model, not a curated record. The transcript has a single exon. Bases 1 to 369 code for a protein of 122 amino acids. NCBI's taxonomy places the organism in Eukaryota, Metazoa, Chordata, Aves, Rheiformes, Rheidae.
AUGGAAGUUGUAUGGAGAAGAAGGUGGUAUCUUCAGCUGGGCUGUAUAUUGAUGCUGAAUUUGGUUUAUGCCAGCCUAGACUAUCAAAAGGAAACACCUGCAAGCCUGGGCCAGAUUGACCAUCAGUGCUGGGAGGUGUCAUCCCAUGCGCUGGUGGAAAUGAAGAAACUCAAGGUAGCGGAUACAGUCAUUGCUCUUUGGGACUUCAUGAUGUUCCUAAAGGAAUCGCCUAAGCCCAAGCACAAUGAACUCUUCAAUGAUUUAGCCCAGAACUUCUGGGAUAUGUACGUAGACUGUGUGCUCUCAAGAUCGCAUGGAAUGGGCAGAAGACAACUAGCAUCUCCCAAAUAUUUUUCCACAUACUCAUAG